AUGGCUGACACGUGUGCUAUGUCAAGCCCCUUCCCCACAGGAAGAAACACCGAACGUACAAGACGACGCGAACCUUCUUCCACAACACUCCGCCAUCGAAAACCCGUCGAAGCAAUGGUACUGUUGCUCGAGUGGCUCGCGUUCUUGCAUAUCAGCACUGCGCCUUUGUUACUGAGCUUGGCAAGCCUCAGCACUCUUGAGAAGUUGGAGCGCCUGGAGUCCACCACCAUGAAGUCUAUCCCCGUCAACCGCUCCAUCACCUCCUCCGCCUCCCCCACCACGAUCUCCGGCCACAUCCCCGCCUCCCCCAUCCUCUCCGCGUAUUCCAACCUCGACCUCUCGUCCGGCACCACGCACACGUGCCUCCCGCACGUGUGA
Molecule: messenger RNA, 378 nt
Organism: Sphenostylis stenocarpa
Lineage: Eukaryota; Viridiplantae; Streptophyta; Magnoliopsida; Fabales; Fabaceae
Source: the annotation of a GenBank genome assembly